Microdochium trichocladiopsis is the source of this 4512-nucleotide messenger RNA. RefSeq names its product UDP-glucose:glycoprotein glucosyltransferase. The record is from RefSeq and is a predicted model, not a curated record. Gene Ontology annotation, molecular function: UDP-glucose:glycoprotein glucosyltransferase activity. Gene Ontology annotation, cellular component: endoplasmic reticulum. Bases 1 to 4512 code for a protein of 1503 amino acids. NCBI's taxonomy places the organism in Eukaryota, Fungi, Ascomycota, Sordariomycetes, Xylariales, Microdochiaceae. The transcript has 4 exons.
AUGGUGCUAUCAGCACUGGCUUCGCCAUGGAUGGAGUUCGUAGCGGGUUCAUCGAUCAACGUGGGGAUGAAAGCAGCUUUUCCCACUCCCCCGUACUUGUUGGAGCUGCUGGAGACGGCUGCGGGAGAGGACGCGAAUGCGUACUUUCCUCUUCUCGACGAAAUUGCUGCUGGCACAUUCAGAGCCGCCAAAACUGAUCAGGCCCUGUAUGAGAAGUUUGUUGAGGUGCUUGAGGCCAAGAACUUAGUUCAAGGCCGCGAGGGGCUCUCGACAUUCAAGCUGGCUCUUGCUCUCCGGGCGUCCGCUCCGCGGAUCGAAGCUCAUUAUCAGUACUACGAGACUGCAGCCGCACCCUCCGUCUCAGAGCUCGAGCUUGGCUGUGAGAACUGGAUAUUGUUUGACGGCCACGGCUACUGCACACCAACCUUUGAUCAGGCUGGGGCUAACGUGAAAGACGAGUCUCAAUCACGCCUCCUGCCAUUCGACCGCGAGCUGGGCAGCGGCCCGGCUGCGGUUCUCUACGCAAAUCCUAAUCACGCCGACUUUUCGUCGCUUCAUCAGCAGCUCGUGGCUAAGGCGCGCAACGGAGAGUUGACUUACCGGUUGAGAUAUCAGUCACAAUCGAGGGAUCUCGCCGAGCCUUUGCCAGUGAGCGGAUACGGAGUGGAGCUGCAACUCAAGCGGACGGAUUACAUCGUCAUCGACGAUCGUGAAGCUGCAGCUGUGGAGGCUGAGCCGAAAGAAGGAUCGACAGCUCAGGUGGUGCUUGAUGACGAGGAAGCGGUAUCAGACCUCAAGCCUCUGUCAUCAUCAGAAGUUGCAUUCCUCGGACACAAAGCUUCGUCCUUCAUCCUCAACAGCGACGCGCCUUUGACGACCCUGGUCAAAUUGACCCAGGAUUUCCCAAAGUUCUCCGCCUCCAUCGCGGCGCACAACACAUCAGAUGAUUUCUUCAACGAGCACCAAGACAACAGGGGCAUUCUGGUACCAGCUGGCAUGAACGUGCUCUGGAUGAAUGGACUUCAGAUGACGGACAGGCAAAUCGACCCGUACACAUUGAUCGAAAAUAUCAGGCGGGAACGGAAGUUCAUCAAAGGAGUGACAGACAUUGGCUUGACGGGUGAGCAAGCAGUCGCACUUCUCGGCCAUCACGAAGUAUCCGCGGCAAGUGGAUCAGAGGAGUCUGAGAGAUUCGACUGGACCGAUCGUAGCGAGGAUGGCAGGGUCAUCAUAUGGCUCAACAAUCUCGAGAAGGACUCGCGAUAUGCCAAGUUUCCUUCAAACAUCAUGGCUCUUUUGCAACGAAGCUAUGGUGGGCAAAUCAACCCGAUCCGCAAAGAUGUGUUCAACCUGGUGGUUCCAGUCGACUUCAGCAACCCAGAUGACUUGACAUUGGUGGUAGAGCAGCUCAUGAGCUUUAUACAACGAACGCUGCCAGUUCGCUUUGGCCUCGUCCCUCUAACAUCUACAAAAGAUGCCGAGGACCAGGCCAAGCUUGCUUAUUAUCUGCUUGAGAACUAUGGGCUGGCUGCUUUUAUGGCGUACCUGCAAAAUUCUGCUGCAGAACCCGAAAUAUCACGGUCGAAGCAGACUGCCAACUUCGCCAAAGCAAUUGAUGGACGCAAGCUCCACGAAGACUCUGAGGCACUGACAAUGGAGGAGGUUCUCGGCUCAGAAAACUACAACAGCCAAAUCCAGCUUGCGCAGCGGUGGGUGCGGAGACUCGGCGCAGAUUCAAAGACACCCCCUGUAUUCUUCAACGGAUUCGCCAUCCCACGAGAUCAGGCUUGGCUGCAAACCAUGAGUCGGCGACUCGGUGCCGAUAUGCAGGUUGUCCAACAGGGAAUUUUCAUGGGCAACAUAAAUGAUGACAUGUGGAUUCCAGGUGUCUUCCUCCAGGGUGCCGCAAGCCGGCGCAAUCCCUACGUCUUGACCAGCAGUGAUAACCCUCUAGUGGUCAUGAACAUCAACAAGCUCUACACUGAGCACAAGGACAUGUUCGACGGGCUCACUGUGAUAGAGGAAGACGCGGGGUCUUCGCAAUCUACACUAGCAGUCUUGACUGUUCUGACGAACCUCGAGACUGAAGAGGGCAAAAAGUUACUAUUAUCAGCUGCGGCGUUCCGUCGCAGCAACCCUGGGGUACGCCUCGAGAUUGUUCCGAAUCCUUCUAAUGCGGUUGCUGCCGAUUCAAUCAAUCAUGCACUGCAAGGCCAAGCUCAAGAAAUCCUCAAAGCGACGACAUCCGAUGAGCUGGCUGCAAUUCUGAGCCGUCCUAUAACCGCUAUAUACAAUGGCUUCGACGAGAAGCUGGCCCCGUUCUUGAAGGCAGUCGGUGUUACCCCUGGCGCACAAGUUGUGCUCCUCAAUGGCCGCGUCGUGGGACCAUUCAACAAAGACGCACCGUUUACGGAGGAAGAUUUACAGCAGCUACUCGAGUACGAGCAGGCAGCUCGCAUCUCUCCGGUAUACCGCGCUGUAGAGGCUCUUGGUCUCGUUGACAAGAUUUGCGACCCAAUCGCAGCUGCGAAACUGACGUCCAUCACCGCGCUGUCAACAAUCUCUGAUGUGCCAGAAGGCAUAUUUGAAUCGGCACCGACUGUUCGAACCACCAUGUACGACAAGUUCAAGUCUGAGCAUACCAUGUUCGAGGUUGGUGACGCGGCAACGGCAAGUAUCCAGCUUGCAGCUGUCCUCAACCCUGUUAGCGAACAGUGCCAGAAGUGGGCGUCGAUUCUCAAGGUCCUCUCCGAGCUCGAUGGCGUGUACUUGCGCGUGUUCCUCAAUCCCCGCGACCGACUUGAUGAGCUGCCGAUCAAGCGCUUUUACCGCCAGGUAUUUGAGUCUGCACCGUCCUUCGAUGCUCACGGUAAGGUCGCUCCAAGUGUAGCAAGAUUCACUGGUGUGCCCUCCGAAGCCCUUCUCAACCUGGGCACCAAUGUUCCUCCCGCCUGGCUGGUAUCUGCCAAGGAGACUGUGCAUGACCCUGAUAACCUCAAGCUCGCAUCCAUCAAGGGCGAUGUUGAUAUCGUUUACGAACUUGAGCACAUCCUGAUUGAAGGUCAUUCGAGGGACAACAAUGGGUCGCCGCCUCGUGGUGCUCAGCUUGUCCUCGGCACCAAGCAGAACCCCCAUACUGCAGACACUCUGAUCAUGGCGAAUAUUGGCUAUUUCCAGUUCAAGGCCAAUCCAGGCUACUACAACAUAGAGCUCAAAGAAGGACGUAGCUCUGAAAUCUUUGAGAUCGAGAGUGUUGGUACCCAAGGCCACGCUGCUGUGCCUGGUGACGAGGGUACUGAGGUUGCCCUGAUGAGCUUCGAAGGCGCGACUCUCUACCCUCGCCUGAAGAUCAAGCCAGGCAAGGAAGAAGAGGAUGUGCUCGAAGAGAGCAGCUCUACUGGCGGAGAUGAUCUGCUGUCUCGCGGCCUUAAGUUCGCCGAGGGACUACUCGGGAGUUCCAAGUCCAAGUCCAAAGCUGUCGACAAGGUCAAACACGCCGAGAUCAAUAUCUUUUCUGUGGCGAGUGGUCAUUUGUAUGAGCGAAUGCUCAACAUCAUGAUGGUCUCCGUCAUGAAAAACACGAAACACAGCGUCAAGUUUUGGUUCAUUGAGCAGUUCCUGUCCCCUUCCUUCAAGGAGUUCAUCCCACAUCUCGCAGCCGAGUAUGGCUUCCAAUACGAAAUGGUCACCUACAAGUGGCCGCAUUGGCUGAGACAACAGAAGGAGAAGCAGCGCGAGAUAUGGGGCUACAAGAUCCUGUUUCUCGACGUACUCUUUCCCCUUUCCCUUGACAAGGUAAUCUUCGUCGAUGCUGAUCAGGUUGUACGCACUGACAUGAUCGACCUUGUCAAUCACGACCUCGAGGGCGCACCGUACGGAUUCACGCCCAUGUGCGACAGCCGCACCGAGAUGGAAGGCUUCCGCUUUUGGAAGCAGGGCUACUGGGCUAACUACCUACGCGGCCUACCGUACCACAUCUCAGCCCUGUACGUCGUGGACUUGAAGCGCUUCCGUCAGCUCGCCGCUGGCGAUCGUCUCCGCCAGCAGUACCACACACUCUCUGCUGACCCCAACUCUCUGGCCAACCUGGACCAAGACCUGCCAAACCACAUGCAGUUCAACAUCCCGAUUCACAGCCUGCCGCAGGAGUGGCUCUGGUGCGAGACGUGGUGUAGCGACGAGAGCCUCAAGGAAGCCCGCACCAUUGAUCUGUGCAACAACCCGCAGACCAAGGAGCCCAAGCUGGACCGCGCACGGAGGCAAGUUCCUGAGUGGACUGUCUACGAUGACGAGAUUGCCGCGGUCGAUCGCAAGCGUAAGGGCUUGCCGCCAGUGGCGCAUUCAUCGCCUGUAGUUCAAAAGGACGAUGCUGGCGAUGGGGCGGUUCAUAUCAAGCCAGGCGAUGUUGACAACAGUCAGAAGGUCAUGCGUGGAGAUGACAAGAGGAACACCAAGAGCCGCACUCUGCAAGAAGAGCCGACCUCGUCUGCGUCUGUCAAAGAUGAGCUAUAG